CCCGUUUGUCAUUUCAACGGUCUCUCAGCUGUUCGUUUCCCGCACUCUGCGCUCUUUGCAUCUGGCCGUUAAAAACAGUCGUUUUGUCGGUUAGGGGUAGCUUGGGUGUUUAAGUUGGGGUUCAGUUUGGCCUUCGGUUCAGCAAACUUUUCGUUUUUCGGGUAUUAGAAACUUGCACGUGUGUUAGAGGAAUGGCAUCGAUAAGAAUUCACCAGGACCAGGAAAACCGGGUGCCGGAAUUGCGCCGAAAACCGGGAACGACUGCCCAGCAAAAACGGGGCGUUCUGGGCGAGAUUGACAGUAAUAAAGUUAAUAACGCAGCCCUUAAAGGAAAACAGACGAAGAAGCCAACCGUUUUGGGAAACCGGGUGGAAAAUGGGCAAAAAAACGAGAAUAAGAAGAAUGUCGUGGUUCCGGUGGCCCAGUUUGAGGCGUUUACUGUGUAUGAGGAUGAUGAAUACAGAGCGAGAAUCGAUGAAAGGCUCAAACUUAUCAGUAAGAGUAAUGUGUAUAAAGGGACGGCCGAGGACAGGUUUAUCACGAAGACAGAACUUGCCGAAAUUGAAAGGAAAAAGAAUUUGGAGAAAUUGAAGGAAAUUACUGCGCCUCAACUUAAGAGAAAAUCGGAGAUUCCGAUGAGCAUUGAGAAAUCAGAUGUGGAGAACAUUGAGCUCAAAGAGCAAACGGUUUCCACAAAUACCAAUGCUAGAGAUGUCUUUUUUGAAAUGGAGGAGUAUAGGGAUAGCAUUUUUGCUUAUCUCAAAGAACAUGAGCUGCGACAUCGGCCAAAACCCGGCUACAUCGUGAAACAGCCUGACGUAACUGAAAACAUGCGUGCUGUUUUGAUCGAUUGGCUUGUCGAAGUUACUGAAGAGUACGGUAUGCAAACGGAAACCCUUUAUUUGGCCGUAAAUUUCAUCGACCGAUUUUUAAGUUACAUGUCUGUAGUUAGGGCCAAAUUGCAACUUGUGGGUACAGCUGCAAUGUUUAUUGCUUCUAAAUACGAGGAAAUUUUUCCACCAGAAGUCAGCGAAUUCGUGUACAUCACUGACGACACUUACGACAAACACCAAAUGAUUAGAAUGGAACAGUUAAUUCUGAGGGUGUUGGGCUUCGAUUUGUCGGUGCCCACACCACUUACUUUCCUAAACGCCAUUUGCAUUUCCACAAAACAAACCGAAAAAGUGAAGAAUCUCGCGAUGUAUUUAAGCGAAUCGGCGCUUCUGGAGGUCGAACCGUAUUUACAGUUUUUGCCGUCAGUUGUCGCGUCGUCGGCGAUAGCUCUCAGCAGACACACUUUGGGCGAAGAAGCGUGGCCUGGCGACUUGCAAAAAUACACAGGAUAUAAUUUGAAAAAAUUAGAAUCUUGUAUUGGAUUCUUGUAUAAAAUGUUCGCCAAAGCGCCAUCUAAUCCACAACACGCCAUUCGGGACAAGUACAAGGCGCCAAAGUAUAUGCAAGUUUCUAAGAUUAGUCCCAGCGGUGAGAUGAUUUCGUUCGAUUAAAAGACUGCUCUACUUCGUAGGGAACAAAGGCCUUGCGUUUUUUUUUCUGGUCUAGUUUUUAUUAUUAGAUUUAUUAAUUAGAUGGUAAUAAUUUAUAGUAAGCUGUGCUGUGGUGUCCCAUUCAUGUGUACUGUCGACCAUCAAUAUUAUUUUAGUUUGCAUGGUUUUAUUUACUGUCUUUUAUGUGUUAUUUUAUUUGGAUUUACGUAUUUUGAAUUUAUACUCUCGUUGAAACUACCUUGUUUCCUAAACAUUGUACAGUUUAUUUAUUUGUUAUAAGUAGUUAAGAAUCAAACAAACGAAUUGCUGCCAUUCCUUUAUAACAAAAUGGACGAAAUUGUCAAUAACAAUUUUUGAUAUUUUUCUAUACGCAAUAAAUUGUGGAACUACAA
Molecule: messenger RNA, 1897 nt
Organism: Tribolium castaneum (red flour beetle)
Lineage: Eukaryota; Metazoa; Arthropoda; Insecta; Coleoptera; Tenebrionidae
Gene: CycA
Product: Cyclin A
Exons: 4
Coding region: 192-1505 (437 amino acids)
Biological process (GO): regulation of cyclin-dependent protein serine/threonine kinase activity; mitotic cell cycle phase transition
Cellular component (GO): cyclin A2-CDK2 complex; cytoplasm; nucleus
Molecular function (GO): cyclin-dependent protein serine/threonine kinase regulator activity
Source: RefSeq, a predicted model, not a curated record